This is a messenger RNA of Nymphalis io (European peacock), 2910 nucleotides long. RefSeq lists its product as uncharacterized. NCBI's taxonomy places the organism in Eukaryota, Metazoa, Arthropoda, Insecta, Lepidoptera, Nymphalidae. The record is from RefSeq and is a predicted model, not a curated record. Gene Ontology annotation, molecular function: serine-type endopeptidase inhibitor activity. The coding region runs from base 232 to 2826 and encodes 864 amino acids. The transcript has 15 exons.
CAUCAGCAUUCAGUUGUGAUUUACACUCCGUAGUAUAUACACGUAUUGUAGAUGUAAUUUACUUGAAAUGUGUUUUUUAGUUACUUGAUAUUAAAAAGUAACUUGGUGUUCUAAUGGUUUAAUACUAUUAUUUUCUAUUAAUUAUAUUCGAACGCAUCCGGUUCCAAAACCUUGAAAGUUUUGGUUUUUUUUUCGAUUAAAGUUUUUCCUUGUUUGAGGACAAGAGCGAAGAUGAGGUUGUUACUUGUGAUAUUUUUAGUUCCGAUAACAAUAUGCAGUUCAAACAUUCCCAUCACAUCGGAGCUCUUGGAGAGCGUCUUUGGAAACCCAGACAGUGGAGCUAGUCCAGUAGCGAUAUCAUCCCAGGUGGUACCUGUUACACCAAUUCCCGAUGCCAUAACAAAUACGGAAUAUCUUGACAUGUACGUGCCAUCUGAGGCCGAUUACGAUAAAUUCGACUGGUCGCUUACUAAGCGAGUAGCUUCAAGUUCGCAAGCGAACUUCCUCAUAUCACCAUUGGGAUUAAAACUGGCUCUUUCCAUACUCACGGAAGCAGCAACGGGAUCAACACAAUCUGAGCUUUCAUAUGUGUUAGGUUUCGACCGUGAUACAAAUGUUGUGAGACGAAAAUUCGCUAUGAUCUUGAGCUCAUUGCAGACUCAAUCUUCACAGUAUAUCCUAAACUUAGGAAGCAGAAUAUAUCUCGGACCGACCGUAAUACCUCAACAGCGUUUUGCUGCAAUUUCUGAACAGUUCUAUAAGACUGAAAUAAAAACUUUAGAUUUUAGUAAGCCUGAAGAGGCUGCUAGCGCUGUAAAUUGCUGGGUUUCCAACAUAACUGAAGGGAGAAUUCCGGAUCUGGUGAAGACAGAUGAUGUGUAUGGCGUAUCAGCUUUAGUAUUGAAUACUAUUUUCUUCAAGGGAACAUGGCAACAUCAGUUCGCACCUAAUGCGACUAAGCAAAAUUCAUUCUACGUCUCAAUUAAUGAUAAGAAAGAAACUCCUUUCAUGAACAUAAGAGAUAAAUUUUUCUUUGCUGAAUCUAAAAAAUUCAACUCCAAAAUCUUAAGGAUGCCAUACUUGGGCAAUAAAUUUGCAAUGUAUAUAAUCGUACCAAAUUCAUUGACUGGAUUGCCUUAUAUUUUCGAUGGAUUAAGUGAAUUACGCUCUGAACUGUACUACCUCCAAGAAUAUUUUGUUGACGUCACUCUGCCGAAGUUCCAAUUUGAAUACACUUCGCAACUAGACGGGGUUUUAAGAGAGUUGGGUAUAAGGCAAGCGUUUGAAGAUACUGCUUCAUUCCCCGGUCUCGCUCGCGGUCAACUGCUCUCCAACAAACCGAAGAUCUCUAAAGUAUUACAACGAUCUGGCAUUGAAGUAAACGAAUUGGGAAGUACAGUAUACUCAGCUACAGAAAUCGCCCUCGAAAAUAAAUUCGGUGAAAUGAUGCCAAACGCUGAGGUGUUCGCGAACAAACCGUUCCUGUUCUUCAUUCAAGACGAGCUGACGAGACAACUGCUGUUCACCGGCCGCGUCUCAGACCCGACCCUCGUCGACGGCGCUUUUAAAGUUGCAUUUACUGUAUUUUUAUUAGUUGCUGUACGAAGUUUCGAUUGCCGCGAAAAUGUUCCAUCAGACAUAUCACGGUUAAACUUUUUUGAUACGGACCUCCUUCGUUAUACUGCUGAAGAUAAGAAAGGAAAUGUUAUGGUAUCACCGGCCAGUAUUAAAUCAAUUCUGGCUAUGAUAUUGGAAGUUACGAGUGGAGAAACAGAGGCUGAAAUUAAAAGCGCAUUGAGAUUGUCACCAUAUAAAGACGAAGUUAGAGAGCAGCUGAACUUAUACUUGAAUGCAUUAUACGCAAAUACUUCAGGAGUCACUCUCCAGAACACCAAUGCAAUAUUUGUAUCAAACAGACUAAAACUCCGAAAGGAUUAUGAGCAAGCUGUACGCAAUAUUUACUUAUCAAAUGUUUAUUCAAUGGAUUUUGGCGACACCGUAAACGCCGCUGAUAUUAUUAAUCGCUGGAUUAACCAUCACACAAAGGGACACAUUCCAGCCUUGGUUCAACCUUUGGAAAUCAACCCAUCUUCGGAAACGUUGUUGACAAACGCGCUGUACUUUAAAGGUACAUGGCGUUAUGCCUUUAAUCGAAAAUAUACGCAUGCCAGUUGCUUUUACAAUGGAGACUCCUGUCAAAAAGUAGCCAUGAUGGAAUUGCAUGAAGAUAUGAAUUAUGCGUACGUCGAUAAUUUGAGGGCUCACGCCUUAGAACUACCAUAUGGUGGUGGACGUUAUUCUAUGUUUGUAUUAGUUCCACACGACCGUACCGGUAUAAAUACUUUAAUCAGAGAUCUUCCAUACAUGAGUCUACCACAGAUAGCAUUAUUAAUGGAAUCCACAAGCGUUCGUCUAUUUAUGCCCAAAUUUACUAUUGACUAUAGCGACAGUAUGGUAGAACCUUUACGAAAGAUGAGGAUCAACACACUAUUUUCGAAAAAUGCAAACCUAUCAGGGAUGUUUGAAAACGGGUCCGCACAAGUGAACAAUUUCUUGCACAAGGUUUACUUGUCAGUUGACGAAACAGGCACGGUAGCUGCUGCAUCCUCUUCAGCGAUGGUUAUACCUCUUAUAGAGGAUGGAGUCCAAUUAAAAGUGGAUAGGCCUUUUGUUUUCUUUAUCAGAGAUAAUGAACUUGAGCUUAUUAUCUUCGAAGGAAAGAUUGAAGAGCCUUCUUUGUAUGUAGAAGAAAAUGUUUUAGUCGAUCCCAUGCAGCAAAGAAACGGACAAUUCCACCAGAACACCGGAAAGUGGCGCAGCGGUUAACAUUAUUUUUAAUUUAUAGAACCAUAUUGGUAAUUGUAAAGUAUCAAAUAAUUAAUAGAAUCAAAUAUGAUUUUAAAUAUUAUA